GAUGUGUCACGUCACGUAAUGUCUGCGUAUGCUGGAAAGUUGGGUCGGCAUUCGUUCUCUACGAAAUUGCAGACAGCCGUUGAGGCGAUAGCGUUGUGUCAUAAUGUGACACCGAUUAAUGAAAAUGGCAAAUGCAGUUACCAGGCAGCUAGUCCGGAUGAGGUGGCUCUGGUGGAAUGGACAGAAACCGUUGGAGUGCGGUUAGCGGAACGUGAUUUGACAUCUUUGCAGUUGAAUCUAGCAAACGGACAGACGAAAUGCUUCCAAAUAUUGCAUUUGUUCCCGUUUACAUCGGAAGCGAAGAGAAUGGGAAUUAUCGUCAAAGACGAAACGACCGACGAGAUAAGUUUGAUAAUAAAAGGUGCCGAUACGGUGUUGGCAAAUAUGGUGCAGUACAAUGAUUGGCUGGAAGAGGAGAGCAGUAAUAUGGCCAGGGAAGGUCUGAGAACAUUGGUGGUAGCCAAGAAGAUCUUAACGCCUGAACAAUUGGCCGACUUCGAGAAGCAUUAUCAUCAGGCGAAAAUGUCGGUGGUGGGCCGAAGUGAGCAGAUGGCCGCAGUGGUGCGACGACUCGAGACUGAUUUGCAGUUGUUGUGCUUGACGGGCGUGGAGGAUCGUUUGCAGGUUUCGAUUGUUGAUUUUGAUUCGUUGAUU
Anisakis simplex (herring worm) is the source of this 654-nucleotide messenger RNA. NCBI's taxonomy places the organism in Eukaryota, Metazoa, Nematoda, Chromadorea, Rhabditida, Anisakidae. The record is from the annotation of a GenBank genome assembly.